Molecule: messenger RNA, 696 nt
Organism: Parastagonospora nodorum SN15
Lineage: Eukaryota; Fungi; Ascomycota; Dothideomycetes; Pleosporales; Phaeosphaeriaceae
Exons: 1
Coding region: 1-696 (231 amino acids)
Source: RefSeq, a predicted model, not a curated record
AUGUGGCCAUUUAUCCCGCGCAAAGUAAUGGAAUCUAUCCCAAUCAGCUCAGCACCUACGUUCCGCCCCGACGAAGCACUCCCAGAAGCGCCUGAUGCGGUAUCAGCCGUCAAAAAGCAAGAGGCCGACUAUAUCCUCCGCGUCUUCUACAUCCUCUGGAGCGCCUUUCUCGAUUUCCGCGAAACAACAUGGACCACGCCCAUUGCCGGCGUUCCCAACCACGACACGCUCGAACCCGUCAUCAUCGUCGACGAACUCAAAACCGACCGCUGGAACGGAUACUGGUCCAAAUUCCCUACAGACCGCAUCCCACCUCUUCAAGACACAACCACACGCGUCCAAGUACUCUGCACAGGCUCGUGCCUAGACACGGCGCAUUUUACGCGUCUGAUAGAGCAAGUCUUCGAAGGUAUACAUGAUCCCCGCCCAUUCAAUUCCGAUCUAAUCAACCCCAGGCAUGUCCGUCACCCUCGAAGAAAUCUCCUUCCGCCUCGACCCCUCCCACCCGACCACAUCCCUCCUCACCGGCCAAACCCACACCCAACCCUGUACCCAUCCCCUCUGGUGCCUGCGCGUAACUUCCACCCUGACCCACCGCCAAUGGGCCAUCCACCUGUCGGGCCCGCAAUACGCCAAACUCGAGCCGGCCACCGACUGGCUGGACUUUGCGCGCUCGUACAUCGCGCCGGAUUCUGA